AUGAGUUUUGCUGGUUUUGGGCAGAAUUUUAUUGGUGACGAACUGACAGGAGAAUAAAAGAAGGCUCAGGAUGGUUGGGAUAUCGAGGAUGAGGAUUUUCCUUCUGAUCAUGGAAAUUAAGAUCAGCAGUAAUAAUUAAACAAUUUUAGAGAUAAUCCAAAUUAAAAUUAAAAAAAGAAUGAUUGGGAAAUCGAUGAUGAUAUUGAUGAUCCCUUCUAAACACCAGCAGAAACCCAAUUGAAACAGGAAAAAUAAUCUUAAUUUUAAUAAGAUGAAUAAAAAUCCCCAGAAUAAGUAGAUAUGUGGGGAAAAAUUACAAGCACUGUCCAGUAGACUUAAACAAUUGAAAAACUUAUUAGAGAAAGUGCACCCUAAAAACUGAAGCAAACCUUUCAAAAUAUAUUUGGAUCCUAAAAUAGUGGAUCCAAUAAUAUUAUUAUUUCACCGGAGUAAACAUCAAAUAGCAAAGUAUUCGCAAGUCUUUAGUAGGUAAUCGAUAUGUAGAAACUAUUCGAACUUGAAAAGUAAGCAUUAUAAUAAUCUAGAUCUGAACUUGAAGACCAAAUGAAGUUAAGAAGAAUCUAAGAGCAAAAUGAAUUAAGAGAGCAAAAAGAGGAAUUAGAAAAUAAAAUAAAGCAAUUCCAAAUCGAGAAGGAAUAAUUCAAUCAACAAUUAAAGGAAGCCAAAUAAUUAUUUAAAUUGACUGAGCUCAUAGAGCCACAAGAUAAUCAUCAAGACAUUAUUUGUAAAUUGACCAAAGAAAAUGAAAACCUAAACAACGACAUCACUAAACUGAUAGAAACAUAAGAAAAAUAGAUCAAUGAUUAUGAAGACAAUAUCGAAUAAAUGUAGUAAGAGAUUGAGUAUUACAAAAAUCACUUCAUUAAAUACUAAUCGAAGUAUUAAAAUGCAAAAGAAAAGAUGAGAGUAGAGAUUCCCCAAAUCUAAAAUUAGCUAAUGACUAUUAAGAAAUUAGAACUAAACACUUUAGUUACAAAUAAACUGACAUAAUUCUAAAAAUACUAUAACACCAAACAACAGGACCUAUUGCAAUAUGCAUUAUAAACAACCUCUAAAUAAUCCAAACAAAUAAGUUCUCUUAAAGAGGAGAAUAUAAGAUUGAUGCAACAAGUUGAUGAAUUUGAUGAGUUAAAGGAAGAACAUUAAUCAAGUUUAUAUAUUAUAAAACAAUUGAGAGUCUCAGAGGAUAAACUAAUAGAAGAAAAUGAAAGAAUCUAAGCUCAGAAUGAGGAUAAGGAGAACCAGAUCUUGGAACUCUAAAAUUAAUUAAAUGAUUUGAGAAAUGAAAAUGAGAAAGAGAAAUUUAAUUUAAAUCAAUUCAUUACAUCUUUACAAUAAUAGAUAGACUAAUUCAAAAGAAACUCUGUUGACAAAUAGAGUAUUAAUAAGUUAGAAAAUCAGUUGGCACUUAUUCAAGAAGAAAAGCGAAAUUUAUUGAGUAGUUUAGAGAACAAAGAAGCACAAAUCAUAGUUUUGGAACAAUAAAUCUAAGAAUUAAAUGAAGAAUUGAUUAAGUAGUAGAAUGUAGAUUCGAAUGAUAUUUGGAAGUAAGAGGAUAAAGGUUGGGAAUUGGAUGAUUCUUUUUAAAGAAAAUAUGAUGAAUGUAAUUUAUGAAUUAAUGUAUUAGUGGAGUUAUAAAUGAUUCAAUAUAGAAAUGAAAAUCAUGAAUUAAAAUAUUAGCUCAAGGAAAUGGAGGUUCGAAUGCUCUAGUAAUAGCAUAAGUAAGAGGCUCAGGUUGAAUAGAUGCAUCAAUUAUAGAUGUGUUUAGUUGAUACAGAAUAUUAGAAGAACUUUUAAAAUGCAGUAUAGUAUAAAUUAAUCAAAAUUAUUAAGAUAAGAAAGAAUUUAAGAAUUAGAAGAACAAAUUUCAAUUGAAAAAAGAAAGUUUUCAGAUGAAGAAGAAAAGGUGAGUGAAUAAAAUUUAUAGCCAGAUGAAGAUUCCCAAAGAGCAAUUAAUUAAUUGAGAUAAAUCGAUUACGAGGAAAAUGCAGUAUAAAGAGAGGAUGGAGCUUGGGAAUUUGAAGAUAGUCUCAAUGUUGACAUCUAAGAAGUAAUCUUAUAAUAUUAUGUAUUUUAGUAAGAAAUUCUUAAUGAAGGAGCUGGUGAGUAUUAAAAUAUCUAAUUAGGCUAAGGACAAAAUGUAAAACAAGAUGAUUAUGAAAAAUAAGUCGAUGAAAGUUCUGAUUUUUAAGAUGAAAUAUAAUAGAAUGAUGAUUAUGUGUAGGAUGAUUCAAAAUAAAAUGAUCAAUCAGACAAUAAAAUCCAUUAAUAAAAUGAUGUAUCCGAAGAAUAAGAAGAUAAUUAAAAUGAAAUUGAAGAGAUUCAAUAAAAUAUAGAGAAGAAUUCAGAGGAACUCUCAGAAAGAGAAGGAUUAUUAUAAAAUUAUGAUGAAGAAGAUGAAGAAAAUUAUGAAAACCUUGAAGAAAAUUAAGAUCUUGAGAUAGAUUAGGAUCAUCAAUAGAAUGAAGAGUCAUAUGAUGAUGAAGUGUUGCCAGAAUAAGAGUCAUAACAAUCAUCCUAAGAUAAUCAAGUAGAAGUAUAAUAGAUGAAUGUAGAAUAAAAUAACCUGGAUGAUGAUAAUAAUUAAAAUGAAUAAGAAGAAGAAGAAGAAGACAGUUAAAAAUAAGAUGAAAUUUAAAAUGAGGAAGAGGAUUCUGAAUAUUAAAAUGUUGAAUAUGAAAGUUAAGAAAAUAAUGAUGAUUAAAAUAAAGAAGGCCCAGAGGAUUAAAUGUCAUCAAAUGAAUAAAUUGAAUCAUAAAAUUAAGAUUAAGAUGAAGAAUAAAAAGAAAAUGAUUUAAAUGAAGAAUUUAAUAAAAAUUAGGAAUUGGAGUAAGAAUAAGAAGAAGAAGAUUUUGAAGAAUAGCAAUUUAAUCAAAAUCAAAAACACUAUAUUGAUGAUGAAUAAAACAAUGAUGAUAAUCAAGAUCAAGAAGAAUAAGUUGAAAUUGAUAAUGAUUAGGAUGAAUAAGAAAUUAAUUCAGAUGAAUAACAUUAAGAAGAUCAAUAAAAUAUAUCUGACAAAAAUCCUUUAGGGGAAGAGUUGAAUUCAUAAGAGGGAGAUCAUGAACAAAAUGAUAAUGAAAAUGAACCCUCAUCAGAGAUUGAAGGAGAAGAGGAUCAAUUAGCCAAUCAAUAAUAAGUUGAUGAUAACACAGAAUUAUCAAAAUAGGAUCAAGUUGAAUAUGAAAAUACUGACAAGGACAUUAAUGUAAGUCAACAGGACGUUUAAAAUACUUUAUAAGAAGAAUCACUACAGCAAGUAAUAAAUAACAAUGAUGAAUUGGCUGCUGAAGAUAUCAAUACUUAAGAAAAUAACUAAAAUAAUGAAGAAGUUGAGAUAUAAAAUUAAAUCAAUAAGGAAUAAGAGUAGCUAGAAAUAUAAUAUUAGCUUGUAGUUGAACCAGUAAGUAAUUCGAAUUUUGAAAAUCAAGUAAAAGAAAAGAGUUUAGGUGAUUUGGAUGCACUAGAUACUCAUAUUCAUGAUGCUCAAUAGAAAGUUGUUAUUAAUUCUUCGAAUUAAUUAGAGAAUAAUUACAACAUCGAAGUAAAUUCUCAAAAGAAUGCUCCUUCUUCUUAAGAUCUUUCUCAUUCCUAUCAGGAUAUAGGUGUUUAAGAAGUUAUUUCAAAACCAGUUUUAUUUUCUGAUCCAAGGUCUUAGGAAAAGAGUGUAAAUGAUUAAGAGGAUGAAAUUUAAAAUGUCUAAGAACAUUAUGAGGUGGAAGUAAAGUUAAGCGAAUAACAAGUUAAAAAUUUAGAUGUUGAUGAGAAUGAGCAUCCAGAUGAAGAUGGAGGAAAUCAAUGGAAUGUGGAUGAUGAUAUUGAUUUUGACAAUGAAAUAGAAAAUCCGCAAGUGCAAGCAAAUGAGGAGAGCAAUAAAUAAAUUAUUGAAACGAAUAUUAAUAAUUCAUCGUAAAAUUAGAAAGAGAAUGGGGAAGAACAAUAGGAACCACUUGAAAAUUAGAAGGUAAACUAAUAAUUUGAAGAAGAAACUCCUGAUGUGUAAUUUGAUGACGAUCAAGAUAAUUAAGAAGUUAAUAAUAACCCACCCGUGAAAAAUGCGGAAAGGGUCAGUCAAGGUUAGUUGGAUUUUGAGGAUGAAUUAGAAGAAAUUGAUCCAUGGGCAGAGUAGUAAAAGUAAGGGGAGAAUGCAGAAUCAGGUUGGGAUUUAGAUGAUAUAUGA
Paramecium octaurelia is the source of this 4201-nucleotide messenger RNA. Lineage: Eukaryota; Ciliophora; Oligohymenophorea; Peniculida; Parameciidae. The record is from the annotation of a GenBank genome assembly.